This is a messenger RNA of Asterias rubens (European starfish), 4616 nucleotides long. RefSeq lists its product as uncharacterized. Gene Ontology annotation, cellular component: nucleus. Gene Ontology annotation, molecular function: histone binding. Lineage: Eukaryota; Metazoa; Echinodermata; Asteroidea; Forcipulatida; Asteriidae. The record is from RefSeq and is a predicted model, not a curated record. The transcript has 6 exons. Bases 72 to 3983 code for a protein of 1303 amino acids.
GCCAUCGAUCACGCACCCGCCGAAAAUGAAAAAAGGUCGUCUUAUUUUCUGAGAAUAGUUCGUUCAGAAUCAUGGCAUUCUUGACGCAAAAUGAGACGAAGACUAGCAGUUAUCUUAGAGAUAAAGAGCGAAUUUCCACAAGGUUUCGGACGAAUUUGGAGGCAAUUAUUGACAAGUAUGACCGCCCGUUUGUUGAAUCCGACGUUCUGGAUCUCAGCAACAUGACAGUGGUAGAGGAUCGAGGUUCCAUUGGCAGGACAGGAAAGAUACGGAUCGGAACAAUCAAACUAGCAGCAGAUAAAGUCUCCCCUAACAAAGCUACCCCUUGGGACUCAACUAAGGACAGUACGGACUCGGCUUUUGGCAGCCGCCUCAGCGAGAGUGAAGACACAUCAGGGACGGAGACGUUAGUCAACUAUACCUACCACCAGAAUCCCAAACAUGUCAACAAAGAAGAGAGAGCAAAAGCUGUACAAAGAGUUGAUGAUGAUUUGAUGAGUCGUAAUUCACAUUCAGAGGAUUCAGGCAAUGAGGAUGUGGAGUCCGACUGCAGCGGCCCGAUCUCCACCCCAACAAAAUCCUCUCUCAAAACACUGACGCAACGCCAAAGACCUCAAGACACCACAAGUGACCCCAUCCAUCGCGCUCACCAGAGAGCUCGUGGAAAUCUCUCCAAGAGGUUCGAGGAUGAGUAUCGAGUAAAAGAGAAAAAAGAGCAAGAGAUGAUUAAGGAACUUAGUGAGAACGACGAAGAUGAGGAGGAGGAGGAGGAGGAGGAUCCGUAUGAAUUCAAAGAUGAACUUCCUUCCAUCCUUGAGGAGCGGAACCGAUUCUUAUUCAAGAUGCAGUCGAUUCUUGCUGACAGCUUUAGCGAUGGUGAUGGUGUUGAUGAGAUGGACUCGUCGAGUGAGGACGAGGCAAGCGCGGGAACUAUUGAGAGCAGUGAAGCAACAAGUGGAUCCAUCUCCGCGUGGUCGACACUCCAGUCCAGGACCACACCAAAAAGAACUUCAAAAUUGAAUCGGAUAACAGGUGCGGGUAAUACUAGCAGUAAAAAUGAAGAUUUUCCUCAGCAGGAUGAGAGGCUCUUAGAUGGACUUACAAUCACCAGCACCGACUCCGACUACACAGACUGCAGCACUAUCUUAGCUGGUAACCUGCAUUCUAACCAACAACUUUUCCGCCCUUCCAAUCUGCUCUCGAGGGUGAACCAGAACAGAGACUCGAGGGGCAAAAAAUCCCAGCCGCCCUUUGAGGCAAUUUGCAACAGCACUAUGCUUAGUGAGAUUCAACCCUCUGCACUUGGAACAGCCAAGAGGAAACCACAACUGGAUUUGGAUCGGCACAGAGAACUUGAGUUACCCCUUGACGGGCAGGGAGAGAUGUGCCUCGGAGUGGUGCCCUUUAGUGCUCAGUCUAAGCCUGAAGUUAGAAGUGACGACGAACAAAGCAAGUCCCCAAAGUCUGAAAGGAGCUCAGAAUUCAGAACUCCCAUCAAAUAUGAUGACGCCAACAGAAGACCUGCUCAUAAUUCACUGAAAUCAAACACACCAACAACAAGGAAUCACAACCGUCAAGAUUCCAUUAGGAGUCCCAGUAACUGCGAUGUAUCGGGCAUCACCCCUAGAGCCCGGCAGCGGAAAGUCGUAACGGUAAACUCAAAGACGAGCCUUGCUUCCCCUCGGUUUAACACUCAGGAAAUCAUGGAGAUAUUCCGAUCGCCGAAGCCACUGAUCAUACCAGGUAUCAAUUUUGAUAGUUUGGAUUUGACACCACGACGGAGAGUAAGGCGAGAAGGCUCUGGAGCGCCCUCUCCAGGUCCACUAACGAAUGCGUUACUGCGCCUCCAGAGUCCCUCAUUGUCAAAAGAAGAGAAAAGUACAGGUCACAGAAGUCAAUCAGCAAAGGAGAUCAUCAUUCAGAGCAAUGACUUUGCUUCUGAGAUGACAUUAGACUGUUUAAGGUUUGAUUCCGAGAGUGAUGAUGAUCAGCGAAGUGAAACUUCUGAUGAUGGACCAAACCAAAUUGCAAGGACGCCAAAGACACCAACGGUUGUUGAAAUUGCAAGUCAUUGUAAACACCAGAGAGAAGUAGUUGAAGCAACCAAUAUUGCUAGGCCUGAAGUACAGGGAAGUAAUCGACAUUUGAAGGAAGGUACGAGGGAACUUAAGACUAUGGCUCCUACUAGAAAAGACAAAUCUGUGUGCAAAGGGGUUCACAUCUCCACGAGACAAAUUCCUGGCAACAGCAAUGAAUUGUUAAAUGUACCAGAGCAACACGCCAAGCAUUCUGAAGUUUGUGGAGCCGACCUCAGGGUGACAGAUUCUCAAAUCAGACGAACAGCUCAUCAUCAUCGCUCUUCACGGUCGACUGACACCCCAGACCUACACACUGAUUUGAAUUCAGUCAAUCCAAAAUUGGACUGCCGGAGAACUCCGGCUUCAAUAACAAAACAGGACGCAAGGAGAAAACACAGUGAGCAAAAACCUUCAACCACUAGACAAUUACCAAUAAGGACUGCAAACAACACUGGCAAAAAGUCAAUGCAGAAGUCCAGGCAUCUGAAGGAAAACAGUGCUGAAGAUGUUCAAGACGACUCAAAGACGACCCCGUUGUCCUCAAAGACCUCAAAGGUCAAGAGGAGUAUUUUGACCCCUACAGUUCAAAGGUCACCCUCCACGCUCUCCUCCCCGUUGAAUCGCAUGUCUCUGGCUUCGCCCCUAGCUUUGCCCCAAGCAACCAACAGACCCGUUAAAGGCCAACUCCCUAAAGGUUCUGAUAAAAAGACAUCUUUGGAACAGGCUGUCAGGAAAAAACAGAAAAAGCUCUCCGAGGGUCAUCCGAAGACAAGCCUUAUGGCUGAACAUUUGAGAUUGAAUGAUAGGCAGCGAGCCUCAGAAGAAUUUAACCAAACCCAUAUGACCAUCAGAGAUUUUGAUGACGAUUCCGAGGAUGAGAUGGAAGUUGACGUCGAUCCUUACUCACUAACAGCAGAUGAUUCAUCGCCAGGUCCAAGUCACUUCCGCAGUCGACGCACUGCUCAUUCUUACGGCAAACCAGCUCCCAUGAGCUAUAAUGACCAUAGAGAUAACAGCAUCUCGGGCAAAGAUAAAUCAAGAGCAAGUCAUCUUUCGCGAAAGUCUCAAGAGCAUGACAGAGUUUUUGAUGUCGAUACCAAGACGCAGCUAGAACGGUACACGCAUCAACGACAAUCAGAGAGAUAUCAUAAAGAUCUUAGAAAUUCAGAAAAUGAUGGAGAGUUUGGACAGUCAAGUCCUUUUCAUUCAAAGAAGGAGAAAGUUUUAGCAAACAAGACUUUUGCGCCAAACAGAACAGUGUCAAAACAAGGGAAGAAUAAUUCAGAUACCACUCUAAUCCGAGGAGAGAGGAAGCUCGUUGUCCGAGCGGAACAAACGCUGGACUUCUCGGACGAGGAGAGUGAUUCUUCAGGUGACUCUGCUAAAUUUCUCUCCCUGGUGUCCAACCACAGCAUCAUGGACACAUAUGACAGUGACCCUGCGGAAGUACCAGUGGCCGUUCCCGAAGUCAGUAAAAGAAACCACGUAGGAAGCUUCAAAACCAAACAUAAAACCAUCAUCCGGUGCGGCCAGAUUAUCUCCUCUCCAAAAUCGACGAAGAGCAUCGCCAGAAAUCUCCACAGUGCUUCACCGCCACGCACAGGCCGUGUGGAAAAAAGCAGGAAAAUGUACGCAAACUCCCCAACAAGGGCAUAUCAGUCGGACACCAAAUCUGUGCGGAGUUCAACCAAAGUUGACCAGAGAGGGUCGCCUGCCAAGACAGUAGCGAGGAGGUUGAUUGCGUCUCCGAUGAAAAAGUUUGACGAGAGUGGCAAUGUUGGAUCGUUAGCGUCUAGUCCCCUGCGUUCUAGUGGUUGCAAUGUCAGCUCUUCCUAUAUGUGUGAGGGACCAGGCCACUGCACCAAACCCUUCUGCUUCAGCUGUGCUUUAAGUGAGCUCAGUUAAAGGUCGGUAUUAACUUGCAGUCACAAAGGUGCUUAUAACACUCACAAGCUAAAAACAAGAGAACAAUUCCCAACAAAAAGUUGGGUUACCAGUCCAAAUGUCAUAGCUAUGCUAUCUGUCCCUUAUGACUGGUCCUCGGCUAAUUGUGCUUAGCAGUAUAAUCUGUUAAGCAGCUCUAUGAAAUGUUGGUGACUUGCAGUGUUUUUUCUUAAUGAUAACCUUGCCAAAAAAACCAAAGUGUAAAUACUUGUAUAAAUCAUCGUCCAAAACAUACCAAAGUGUUCUCAAAGAUUGAUUAAAAUCUCACUUUUUUACAUCAGAGAAGAUUUAUCUUUUACAGCGUGAUGCAUUCUGGUGGCUGUACCUCUGUUUAUAGUUUCUGCAAUUUGUUAUUUGCACUACUUCUGGUGGUGAAAAGAACUGCUUUUUUAAAACCAAAAUCUCACUGUUUUGUAUGAAGGGAGUUGUAAUAUUUUGUUGUUUAAUGCUGAUGUACAUAAACAAUGUAGAAGUAUGGCUGUGUAACAUGAGAAAACAAUUUUAUAUUCCUUAAAAGCAAUAAGGUAUAAAAGCCAGUGGACACUAUUGGUAAUUGUCAAAGACCAGUCCUCUCACUUGCUGUAUCUCAACAUA